Molecule: messenger RNA, 626 nt
Organism: Acaulospora colombiana
Lineage: Eukaryota; Fungi; Glomeromycota; Glomeromycetes; Diversisporales; Acaulosporaceae
Source: the annotation of a GenBank genome assembly
GUCCAUCUGAUGUUGCAACGCCCGUGAUGAACAUUCAACAACAUUCGACAACACUGACCCAUCCACUACAUAGCACUCAACAAGAGCAGCAGAGAACGAUGGAAGCGCCCCACAUAGAAAAGGUCAAUGCUCGUGAAGCAACGCAACAAGCGCAAAUCACGGCCCUCACUAUGCAGAAUGAAAGGAAGUCUGGACUCAACAAACUAGACGAGGGGCAAAUUGACCCCCCAAAAACCUAUAAAGCUACCGCACUUCCUUGCAAAUACGAGCCUGACACCCGCUUUGCUAAGACUAUCGAGGAAACAUCAGAAGAACAAGAGUUUAGAACGACGUGUGGAGUCUUAUGGGAAGUACGACAAUCUAUUCCGGCAUCCCUGAUCCCCCAAGACAAGAUGAAAGGUCUAUUUUACAAGGAGGUCGAUCUUCCUAUGGAUGACAUCCUUCAUAUCGGGAAACAUGAAAUUCGUAGAGAUAGCGCAGGAUUUCAAAAGCUACUUGCCUUCGAUUCAUCACAGGAGGAAGGUUCCUAUGAGCGAUACCCACUUCUGCCACCACUAUUGAUCGAAUCGAGCCCAACCACCGAAGAUGCUUUAGGGGGAGCUUUUCAGACUCCUAUCAUCAGACAA